Molecule: messenger RNA, 6873 nt
Organism: Ictidomys tridecemlineatus (thirteen-lined ground squirrel)
Lineage: Eukaryota; Metazoa; Chordata; Mammalia; Rodentia; Sciuridae
Gene: Rbak
Product: RB associated KRAB zinc finger
Biological process (GO): regulation of cytokine production; negative regulation of transcription by RNA polymerase II; regulation of immune system process
Cellular component (GO): nucleoplasm
Molecular function (GO): DNA-binding transcription repressor activity, RNA polymerase II-specific; RNA polymerase II cis-regulatory region sequence-specific DNA binding
Source: RefSeq, a predicted model, not a curated record
AUGCGCCUCGCCGCGGCCUCGCCUGGCUUCCUGUCCAUCCAGGUGACCGCCGCCCGGGUUCCCAGGCUGUGCCCUCGGGUGGGCGAGGAUUUGGGAACCUGUGGGGUGCACGUCGACCGGACGGGCUGGCGUCAAGUGUGCGUGCCUGUGUGAUCUAGUGUCCGGGCCGAGGCUCGAGCGCGACUGCCGAGCCCGCGGCGCGGGGCCUGAUUGUUGGGCGGGCAGCGGUGGCGGCGAAGGGGCAACGGAACCCGGGCGGGCGGUGGCUUCCUUGGCAGCCAGGCCGGUGCUCGCUGGACGGUCCACCAUCGACAAUCUCUACACUUUUCCAAGAGCAGCAGAAAAUGAACAAAUUGCAGGGGCCAGUGUCAUUCAAAGAUGUGGCUGUGGACUUCACUCAAGAGGAGUGGCAGCAGCUGGAUCCUGAAGAGAAGAUGACAUACAGGGAUGUGAUGUUGGAGAACUACAGCAACCUUGUCUCUGUGGGGUAUGAUGUAACCAAACCAAAUGUGAUCAUUAAAUUGGAGCAGGGAGAAGAGCCAUGGACAAUAGAAGAUGACUUCCCCUCUCAAAGUCAUUCAGAAGUCUGGGAAAUUGAUGACAUAGUUGAGAGAAUCCAAGAAGAUGAAAACCAACAUUCAAGGCAAGCUGGUGAUGUGCACAGCCAAACCCUGAUGGACAACAGAAGAGAUGCAUUUGAUGAAACUUAUGUGGAUACACACUGUGUUCUUUCAGACAUAAAUGCUCACAGUUGUGUUUCCUGUGGGGAGAAUUUAGAAUCUAUUUCAGAAUUAAUUAGUAGUGAUGGAAGCUAUGCCAGAAAGAAAACUGAUGAGUGUAAUGAAUGUGGGAAAAGUUGUCAUGGAGAAAAAUCCUAUGAGUUCAGUCAAAAUGGGGACACCUGUUGUCAAAGUGAAGAAAACAUUCUGCAGAAACCCUUUGAAUACGAGUGCAUGGAAGCCUUAGACAGGGAAGCUGUUUUCAUUGCUCAUGAGAGAGCUUAUAUGGGGGAGAAGCCCUAUGAAUGGGAUGAUUCUGGACCAGAUUUCAUCCAGAUGUCAAAUUUUAAUGCCUAUCAGAGGUCACAGAUGGAAAUGAAGCCCUUUGAAUGCACAGAAUGUGGAAAGUCCUUUUGCAAAAAGUCAAAAUUUAUCAUUCAUCAGAGGGCUCAUACAGGAGAGAAGCCCUAUGAAUGUAAUGUAUGCGGGAAGUCCUUUAGUCAAAAGGGAACCCUCACUGUACAUAGGAGAUCACACUUAGAGGAGAAGCCCUAUAAGUGUACUGAAUGUGGGAAAACCUUCUGUCAGAAGUUGCAUCUCACACAGCAUCUGAGAACCCAUUCAGGCGAGAAGCCCUAUGAAUGUAAUGAGUGUGGGAAAACCUUCUGUCAAAAGACACAUCUCACCCUACACCAGAGAAACCAUUCAGGGGAGAGGCCAUAUCCAUGUAACGAAUGUGGGAAGUCCUUUUCCCGUAAGUCAGCCCUCAGUGACCAUCAGAGAACGCACACAGGAGAAAAACUUUAUAAAUGUAAUGAGUGUGGGAAAUCCUACUACCGAAAGUCUACUCUUAUUACACAUCAGAGAACACACACAGGAGAGAAACCCUAUCAGUGUAGUGAAUGUGGGAAAUUCUUUUCUCGGGUAUCAUACCUCACCAUACAUUAUAGGAGUCAUUUAGAAGAGAAACCUUAUGAGUGCACUGAAUGUGGCAAAACUUUCAAUUUAAAUUCAGCCUUCAUUAGGCACCGGAAAGUACACACAGAAGAGAAACUCCAUGAGUGUAGUGAAUGUGGAAAGUUCUCUCAGCUUCCAUGUCUCAAUGAUCAUCAUACAACCCAUUUAGAAGAGAAACCCUAUGAAUGUAAUGAAUGUGGGAAAACCUUCCUUGAAAAUUCAGCCUUCAGUGAGCUCCAGUCACUUCCAAAAGGGGAGAAAACCUAUGAAUGUAAUAUAUGUGGGAAAUCAUUCUCUGAUUUGUCAUACUACACCAUACAUUACAGAGGUCAUGCAGAAGAGAAACCCUUUGGAUGCAAUGAAUGUGGGAAAACCUUCUCCCAUAACUCAUCCCUUUUUAGACAUCAAAGAGUACACACGGGUGAGAAGCCCUACGAAUGUUACGAAUGUGGAAAAUUCUUUUCUCAGAAGUCAUACCUGACUAUUCAUCAUCGGAUUCAUUCAGGAGAGAAACCCUAUGAAUGUAGUAAAUGUGGGAAAGUCUUCUCUCGAAUGUCGAACCUCACUGUACACUACAGAAGCCAUUCAGGAGAGAAACCCUAUGAAUGUAAUGAGUGUGGGAAAGUCUUUUCUCAGAAGUCAUACCUCACUGUACAUUACAGAACUCAUUCAGGAGAGAAACCUUAUGAAUGUAAUGAAUGUGGGAAAAAAUUCCACCACAGAUCAGCCUUCAAUAGCCAUCAGAGAAUUCAUAAAAGAGGGAAUAUGAAUGUACUCGAUGUGGAAAACCUCUGAAGUAAAAUCUCAAUUUUUAGAAAAAUAAAUAUGGGAAAUCCAAUAUUGUUCAUCUGAGUGUUCAUGCUCCUGAAUGGGGAAAUGCACUGAGUUGCUAGAUCCAUUUUAAUCUGAAUUUUCAAAGAAGAAUCCCUAAAAGUGCAACAAAAGCAAAUCCUUCAGCAAGACCAUACAGCUCAUGGGACACCAGAUAACUUAUACAGAGGAGGAAUUUUACAAAUAUUUAAUAUUUAUUUUGGAUUUAAAGUGUAUUUACAUAUCAGGGAAUCAUACUAAGGAGAAAUAUGUCAAUAUGAUGAAUGUGUAAAACAUUAUCUUGGAAGUUGUAAUGCCAAAAGCCAUAUUUCUAAUGUAGAAACAAGUGUUUAUAGGAAAGAUACCAGAAGCCCUCAGCUUUGAAUUCAUUGCAUAAAAUGAAGUUUAAAAAUCAUUAAGAGUUAAUUGAUCAUGAGGACAAUAGCAUUAAAUAAAUAUAUGGCAUUUAUUAUCAUGUUUUAAAAUGCAGUUUAAUGGUAGUUCUAUGCAAUUUUAUGCAAGUUUGGAUUUGCGUGAUUUUAUGAAAAGUCAGUAUUUCUUGAGUAUUAGAAUGGCAAAAUGUACUAUUAAGACAUAUUGUCAGUGAGAUAAUAUUUGAUAGUUACAAAAUAAAAAAGUACAUAAUUUUCUAUUCUUUUUUUUUUAAGAGAGAGAGAGAGACAGACAGACAAUUUUUCAAUAUUUAUUUUCUAGUUUUCGGCGGACACAACAUCUUUGUUUGUAUGUGGUACUGAGGAUCGAACCCAGGUCACACGCAUGCCAGGCGAGCGCGCUACCGCUUGAGCUACAUCCCCACCCCAAAUUUUCUAUUCUUUAGAUGAAUUUGCAAGUGGGAUUUUAGUGAAUGCUUGCCUCAUCAGUACAGGGGAGAGUGAUUUUUGUAGUUUUCAACUGUACUUGAGCAAAAAAAAAAAGAAAAAGAAAAUCUAAAAACACUUGAUAAACUAUGCAUUCAUUAUUUGGAGUUGAAGUUUCAGUGAAAGAGAAACUGCACCGUUCGUAUAUACAAACUAUCCCAACUCCCAUAUACCACUCUUGUUUUCUAAUCCACAGAUUUUGAGGUAUGUCAAGUGCCAGUAUUAUGUAAUUCAGAAAUUUUGUCCACAUUUUUAUCUCAUCAAAAUAUGGCAUCAUUUUGAGUUUUUACUCUUAUUCCCAGUAUUUCAGAACAAAUCUCUGAGUUUUUAGCAGUCAAUUUUUGGUUCAUUAACUUAAGUGUUCUUUCCUCAUUCCUGCUAGAAGUGUUUGGCUACCCACUAUUUUUUUAUAUGACAUAGAUAGUAAAUCCUGAUUAUUCUAAGCCAAUAGUGACAAUUCCACUCUAAUUGCCAGUAUAGUAGUAGGGGACAUGAUCCUGAACAGAUGCCUGAGACAGUGAAUACUACCAAACCCUUAUAGGUACUUUGAUACUGCUAACAGUCUAUGUGAUUACCAUGAUGGCUGCAGGUAGCAUAUGCAUUGUGGUUCACUGGACAAAGCAAUGAUUCACUUCCCAGGCAUGAUCGAGCAAGUUAAUCACUGAGUGUUACACAGCUUAAAGCUUAGGAAUUAUUUCUAAAAUUUUUCAUUUAAUGUUUUUGAACUGUAAUUGAUCCCAAAAACCUCAGGUGUGGAGGGAUUUCUGUAACUUGUUUAUAGUGCUCACAUGACCCACACCUGAACAAACAAAAUGGAGAUGGAUUUGUUCUGGAAAAUGAAUUUAUUCCUAGCAAUGUCAUACUCCAAGAAUGCAAGGUAACUAAAUAUUCAAAAGUGAGGAUCUGAUGACUAGUAGUUUGCUUGCCUAGCAAGCAUAAGGACCUGGUUUCAAUACCUCAGCACCACCAAAAAAAUAAAGAAGAAGAAAUUUAAAAAAAACUGUGAUCACAUGAAGAAAAGUGGUCUGGUAUGUAGGAAAUAAAUGUGAUAAAAUUAAUAUCCACUAUGAUCUUGGCUAAAUACAAUUGAACUUCCUUAAUUGGAUAAAGAAUAACUUAAACUACAACAAACAGCAUACUUAGUGAUAAAAUGAAAUUUUCUCCCAAGAUGAAAAUAUAGAUGAGGAUAUUCACUGUCUCCAAUUUUUAUUCAACAUUAUGUAGGACGACCUAGCCAGGAAAGUAAGGCAAGUACAGCAAAGGCAUAAGGAUUGGAAGGGAAGUAAAACCUCUUCAGAUAAUGGGAUUUUGCACAUAGAAUAUUCUGAGAGAUAGAAUUAAUAAAUUGAGGGCUGGGGAAGUAGCUCAGUGGCAGAGUGCAUGCCUAGCAUGCAUCAGGCCCUGAGUUUGAUCCCCAGCUCUGGGGAAAAAAAAAAAAAAAGCAAGGUCCCUGAACCUGAGGUCAUAUUGCAAAAAUUCUCUUUCACUAUACCAGCAAAUAAAAUAAAAAAUUUAAAAGCAAUACCACUUAAAAAAUCCUCAAGUGCCUAAGGGAAAAUUUAACAUUUUCAAGAAUUUUUAUCUAGGAAAAAAAUCAUAGCACAGUGAGAGGGAUGUAUUUUGUUUGCAGAUUUCAGGAUAAAGUUUUCCCUAAAUCAUAUUCAGUGCAAUCUUAAAAUCCUAGAAAGUUCUUUAAUGGAAAUUAGCAAGCUAAUUUGAAAGUUUGUAUGAACAGUCAAGAGGGCCAAUAGUAGUCAAGGCUGUCUUGGAAAACAGAACUGGAGAAUUUUUAUUCCCUUGUACCAAUGCCUGCUAUAAAGCCAUUGAAUUAUGAUAGUGUGAUACUGGCACAAAGGAAACACCAACUGAACAGAAUAUAGGGGUUCUAGAAAUAGACCCAUACAUACACAGUUGUGCAAAAAUGAUGGAGAAGUGCACUGGGGAAAAGGUUAUUCUUUCCAAUAAAUGGGUUUUUUCCCAUCAAGUUGCAUAAUUUUAACAAAACGGAGAAAUCAGUUUUGGAUAGUUUAUAGAUCUAAAUAUGAAAUGUAUGUUUUAUUAAUAAGACCUCAGAAUCUUAAAGCCUUAGAUUAAGCAAAGUUUUCUUAGGAUCCAAAAGCAUUAAACUAUAAAAGUUUUGUUAAUUUGAAUAUACUAACUUUAAGAACUUGUUAUCAGACACCAUUACGAAGGUGAAUAGGAAACUAAAAUGUACAAGAUAUAUGUGUCUUCAUAUAUGUGACAAUUGAGUAGAAAAAGCGUGGGUACUUUUUUAAAAAUGAGGAAUCAGUAAAUAUUUUGGGCUUUGUCAUACCUGCCCAACUAUUUGUUAGUUGCUAUUUAGUAUGAAAGCAGCCAAAUAUACUUCAUAAUUAAACGUGCACAGCUGUUUCCCAGUAAAGCUUUAUUCACAAGCACAGGGGACAGGAUUUGCCCUACAUCCUGUGGCUUUCUUGUGUUUUCUCUGGAAUAUAAAGGAACAAAGGGGAACAUGGGCAAAAGAUCUGGUUGUCCGCUUCUCAAAAAACAACAUCCAGAGAUGACCAGUAACCCUGAAAAGAUUUUAGCUUUGUUAGUAAUCAGGGAAAUGGAAAUUUUAAAUAAUAUUACUACUACUACCACCCUCUGAGAUGGUUAAAAUUGAAGGCAUGAGAAAGCACGAGGUUUAAUAAGCACGUAAGCAACAGGAACUCUACUGUACUAGUGAAAUUGCUCUCUGAUAAAAACUGUUUUGGAAAGUUGGCACUUAACAGCUAAACAUGGGUAUAGCCCUUACCCAGGUCAGGCAGAUAUGCACAUGUGUGUCCACCAAAGGACAUAUGCUUGAAUAUGCAUACUAUGAAACUGCAAGAAACCCCAGAAUUAUCUUAAGAUGUAAUUAAGUUGAAUAAAGUGGUAUUUUUUCACAGCAAGAUACUGUAGGGCAUUGAGAAUGAUUGAACUUUUAAGUCCACAGAGCAAUGUUGCUGAAUUUCACAAUUCUGAAUAAAAAGUCCAGACAUGCAAGUAGACUACAUGAUGCUACAUAAAGUAUGAGGACAGGCAAAAUUUGUCUAUGCAGUUGGAAAUCCAUAGCCUCAGCCAGUGUUUAAUAGGGGUGUUUAUCUGGUGCUGAUAAUUGUUUCUAAAUCUGGAUGCUGAAUGUCUGUUCUGAGCUAUUUACUUAAGAGGUGUAUUUUUCUGCAUGUAUAUUACACUUUGAUAAAAAGUUUUUUUGUAAACCAAAUGGCUAGUUCACUCUUUCAAGAUAUUUUUCUAAAUGUAUGUGAAUAUGCUACAUAACAGGAAUUAAAUGGUAGAUUUUGCAUAAUUCUGUGUAGGAAAUACUCUAUAGUAGUUUUAAAGGUGUCUACUAAGAUUUCCUACACGGUGUCCUUAAAGCUUACCUUGAUGUAUAUUUUAAGGAAAAGGUUAAAUGGUCAUUACAUAUUUUGUCAUUCCACACUUUUGCAUAUAUAAUAUGAAUCUGAGCUGCCUCUUCAAUAAAGAAGCUAAUGUGUACCAUUUCA